Fusarium venenatum is the source of this 981-nucleotide messenger RNA. RefSeq lists its product as uncharacterized. Lineage: Eukaryota; Fungi; Ascomycota; Sordariomycetes; Hypocreales; Nectriaceae. The record is from RefSeq and is a predicted model, not a curated record.
AUGUCACAGGUUUCACGAACUAUGAGCGCCGACGGCAUUCAAUCUUGCUUUGACCAUCAAAACGAUUACAUAGCGCAUGAAUUCCAAAUCAGAGAUGAAGCAUCUCGAGCGUCGCACGAAGAGACGCAGUCGAAGUUGCAUAUUCUCGGUUCAUAUAUGGAAUACAUGUUCCUUCAAAUGCAAGUAGUUAACAACCAAGCUUCAGGAAGAAUCAUGAAUAGGGACAUCAGACAUAUGAGUAUAUCUAUCACCUUGACAGCGACUAUGCUAACCGAAAUUCUGCGCCAGACAUUCAAGAGCGUCAAUCGAAUAAUGAAUUGGAUGUUUUCUCAGAAGGACUUGACAGUACAUAUGCCUGAAACUAUCGAAAAGAAAUUCCUAACAACUGCAAAAGCAAUAACGCCGCCUUCGAGAACUGUCGGCCCAGAAGAACUUCAGGUCGAGUCCCGGCAGGUCGAAAAAUACAUAAGCUACAAGAAGAACAUAUCUUUAGACAGAAACAUACCCAAUGUGCAAGUUCCCGCUGAAACCGCACUAAGAAUCCAAACCUGGAUCACAGCGGCUGAUUCGCAGGCCCUAUGGAUCAACGGCCUCACUCAUCCAACACACGGCCAAGUAGUGUCCACCACGGCUGCAUACGUUAUAGCUCUAGCACAUUCAACUAAAGUUCUCUAUAUCUCAUGUUUCUGCCAGGUCCAAGGGUUCUCGAGCCAGAGAAAGGAUGAACAACUAAUAUCUCUUCUCUAUUCACCCAUCCGACAUUUUUCUUUGCUGGUCCCGGAAACAAUAGGUCCCUCAUCGGAUCUCCUUUACGAUCUCAGAAGCCUGGAUGGCAACCGCGAAAGCAUACCACUGGCGAUGAAGCUCAUCGAAGGUCUUUAUGACUUUGCGCCACCUCUGCUAUUCUGUGUUCUUGAUGGACUGCAGUUUCUCGGAAAAGGGGCGGACACAUCGAUUGGUCAAAUUAUUGAUAUUCUGUGA